Portunus trituberculatus (swimming crab) is the source of this 1502-nucleotide messenger RNA. Its product is annotated as zinc finger protein 12-like. Gene Ontology annotation, molecular function: DNA-binding transcription activator activity, RNA polymerase II-specific; RNA polymerase II cis-regulatory region sequence-specific DNA binding. Bases 280 to 1338 code for a protein of 352 amino acids. Gene Ontology annotation, biological process: regulation of transcription by RNA polymerase II. Lineage: Eukaryota; Metazoa; Arthropoda; Malacostraca; Decapoda; Portunidae. The record is from RefSeq and is a predicted model, not a curated record. Gene Ontology annotation, cellular component: nucleus. The transcript has 2 exons.
CCUUGAGCCUCCCAGUGCCAGUGGUACAGUAGCCAUUUACAGUGGUGCCGCCUUCCCAAGUUCCCAUCAGUCAUUUGCAGCCUUCCCAAGUUCCCAUGAAGCCAUAAGCCGUUGGGACAUUGUGCAAUAAAUGUGACCAGCCCAGGCCAGCCGGCGUCCAGUCUGCCGCCGCCGCCGCCGCCCCUGCCUGUCACCCACCGACGGCUGCCUGGCUGUCUGUCCUCCCCGAGGCUCCCUGCAGGACUGGCCGUGGCGUGUGCUGGUGACAGUGGUGCAGGAAUGGAGGGUGUGAGGCCGGGCAGCGGCAUGGGUGGCCAGUUCCAGCAGCAGCAGCAGCAGUCAGCCUCAGGUGUGGGGAGGCACAGGCGUGGUGGCAAGGAUCACCAGGAGACAGGCAGCUCUGGCCACACAGGACAGAGCAGGUUUGAGUGCCAGCAGUGUGACAAAACUUUUACCACCAAACAAGGCCUUGCCAGACACACCCUAGCACACAGUGGUGUUAGGAAUUAUGAGUGUGGUGACUGUGGGAAGAAAUUUGGCAGAAAGUCUCACCUCACCGCACACAGCCUGAUACACAGUGCUGUUAGAAAUUAUGAGUGUGGUGACUGUGGGAAGAAAUUUACUCACAAGUCGUCUCUCACCACACACAGCCUGACACACAGUGGUGUUAGGAAUUAUGAGUGUGGUGAAUGUGCAAAAAAAUUUACCCAAAAGUCUACCCUCAACAGACACAGCCUGACACACAGUGGUGUUAGGAAUUAUGAGUGUGGUGAGUGUGGAAAGAAAUUUGACAGAAAGUCUACCCUCACUAUACACAUCCUUUUACACAGUGGUGUUAGGAAUUAUGAGUGUGGUGAAUGUGGGAAGAAAUUUAUUCUAAAGACUCACCUCACUGCACACAGCCUGAUACACAGUGGUGAUAGGAAUUAUGUGUGUGGUGAGUGUGGGAAGAAAUUUUCCCGGAAAACUGAUCUCACCUUACAUAGCCUGACACACAGUGGUGUUAGGAAUUAUGAGUGUGGUGAAUGUGGGAAGAAAUUUACCCAAAAGUCUCACCUCACCUCACACAGGCUGACACACAGUGGUGUUAGGAAUUAUGAGUGUGGUGAAUGUGGGAAGAAAUUUACCCAUAAGUCUGGUCUCAGCUCACACAGCCUGACACACAGUGGUGUUAGGAAUUAUGAGUGUGAUGAGUGUGGCAAAAGGUUUCUUAGCCUUGGUCGUCUUAAUAAACACACCCUCAGACACACUGGGUUGAGGGAGUUCAAGUGUGAUGACUGUGGCAAGUGUUUCAAGACAAAGAGUGAUAUUGCCAGACAUGUGAAGGUCCACUUUUGAGGUGGUGUGUUGUGUGGGUGGGUGGGGCACAGCCAGGCCUGUGGUGGCAGCUGUGUCUGUGUGUGCUGUGAGAGCAGCAGUUGUUCUGUGUGAGGGAGUGACGGCCACAGCAGUUUUUUUUGUUGGCGGCGCAGGUGUGCCUUUCAAUAAAUGUGUGUGUGUAA